GGGCGUGGGCGACGGCCGGACGGGUGGCGGAGCAGCCGUCGCGGGGCCUCGCUGCGGCCUCCAGCGCCCGAGUCACGGGGAAUGCAGUGGCCCCCGACCCCUGGCGCCUCUGCGUGUCUGGGCUGGGCCUCCUCGCUCGCCUCCUCCACGGCCGCGACGCUCCUGGGCCGAGCCGGCCCGGGCCCCCUCAUGGCGGCCAAGUGGUUCAAGGAGUUCCCCCUGAACCUGAAGACCGUGUCGGAGCGGGCCAAGCCCGGGGGCGGCGGCGGCGGCGGCAAACUGCGCAAGAACUCGGAGGCGGGCGGCGCUGGGCCGGGUCCUGGCAAGGGCCGCAAGAACUCGGCGGCCGAGCUGGGGAGCGGCAGGGCCGGCAUCGGCCCCAAGGACAGCCGGCUGUCCCGCGACAGCCUGCAGGGUCUGAUUCAGGCCGCCGCGGGCAAGGGCCGCAAAAACUCCCGGGCCACAGAGGAGGAGCCCCACCGGGGUGCGACCAAGAGCUCCGGCUGCAGCACCUACAUCAACAGGCUCAUCAAAGUGGACACUCAGGAGAAGAACGGGAAGAGCAACUACCCCAGUAGCAGUAGCUCCAGCUCUAGCUCCUCUUCCUCCGCGUCCUCUUCCCCUUCCUCCCUGGGGCCUGAGCUGGACAAGGGCAAGAUUAUUAAGCAGCAAGACACGGUCAUCAUUUUAGAAGACUAUGCUGACCCUUAUGAUGCCAAACGCACAAAGGGUCAAAGGGAUGCAGAGAGAGUCGGAGAGAACGAUGGUUACAUGGAACCAUAUGAUGCACAACAAAUGAUAACAGAAAUUAGACGACGGGGUUCCAAAGAUCCCCUAGUGAAGGCUCUCCAGCUGCUUGACGGUCCCUGUGAACCUGCAGAGGGUGGCCUGAAGUCAGAGACCUUGGCCAAAAGACGGAGUUCCAAGGACCUCCUGGGGAAGCCGCCACAGCUGUACGACACUCCCUACGAGCCUGCAGAAGGGGGGCCCAGGGCAGAGGGGAAGGCACGGCCCCCUGACAGCCGGCUGCCUGAGAACGAUGAGCGGCCCGCGGCUGAGUAUGAGCAGCCGUGGGAGUGGAAGAAGGAGCAGAUCGUGCGGGCUCUGUCAGUCCAGUUUGAAGGAGCUGAGCGACCUUCCGUCAAGGAGGAGACAGUGAGGCAGCACCACCGGCAGAAGAGCUGGACCCAGAAGAUCCUGAAGCCAGCCCUCUCGGACCACAGUGAGGGGGAGAAAGUGGACCCGGGCCUGCCCCUGGAGAAACAGCCCUGGUAUCAUGGUGCCAUCAGCCGUGCUGAGGCUGAGAGUCGACUACAGCCCUGCAAAGAAGCUGGUUAUCUAGUUCGAAACAGUGAAUCAGGGAACAGCAGGUACUCCAUUGCCCUAAAGACUAGUCAAGGAUGUGUCCACAUCAUAGUGGCUCAGACCAAAGACAACAAAUACACACUGAAUCAGACAAGCGCUGUGUUUGACAGCAUCCCUGAAGUGGUACACUAUUAUUCCAAUGAAAAGUUGCCUUUCAAAGGGGCAGAACACAUGACUUUACUCUACCCCGUGCACAGCAAGCUUCACUAAGGUUCAGCCACUGCAAGCCCUGGGCCUCUGGCACCUGCAAGGGCACCAUCAGCGCACAACCAGCAUCUCAGAGGACAAGGCUGGACUAGCAAUUGCUAGAAAAUGGGAGUCUUCCUUGAA
This is a messenger RNA of Piliocolobus tephrosceles (Ugandan red Colobus), 1695 nucleotides long. RefSeq names its product Src homology 2 domain containing E (gene SHE). Gene Ontology annotation, molecular function: phosphotyrosine residue binding. The transcript is spliced from 6 exons. The coding region runs from base 82 to 1575 and encodes 497 amino acids. NCBI's taxonomy places the organism in Eukaryota, Metazoa, Chordata, Mammalia, Primates, Cercopithecidae. The record is from RefSeq and is a predicted model, not a curated record.